Molecule: messenger RNA, 588 nt
Organism: Schistocerca serialis cubense
Lineage: Eukaryota; Metazoa; Arthropoda; Insecta; Orthoptera; Acrididae
Product: cuticle protein 67-like
Exons: 2
Coding region: 1-540 (179 amino acids)
Source: RefSeq, a predicted model, not a curated record
AUGGCGGGCGCGCUCCUCUCCAGAUUCGCUCUGACCACCACUCACACCAUGUACAAGCUCGCAGUUUUCGCCGCCGUGCUGGCCGUGGCCCGCGCUGGCUACCUGGCCGCCCCCGCCGCCGUCUCCUACGCCGCCCCCGCAUACGCCGCCCCAGCCUACGCCGCCUACGGCGCCCACGCCGUUGCCCCCGCGGCCAUCACCUCCCAGCACUCCAACAUCCUGAGGAGCUUCGGCAACCUGGGACAGGUGUCCACCUACUCCAAGACCAUCGACACCCCCUACUCCAGCGUCAGCAAGUCUGACGUGCGCGUCAGCAACGACGCCGUCGCCCACGUGGCCGCUCCCGUGGCCUACGCCGCCCCCGCCGUUGUCAAGGCUGCCGCCCCCGUGGCGUACGCCGCCCCCGCCGCCUACGCCGCCCCCGCCGUCGUCAAGGCCGCCGCCCCCGCCGUCGGUCUGCUGGGAGUCGCCUACUCCGCCGCCCCCGCCGUCGCCCACAUGACCUACAGCAACGGUCUGGGUCUCGCCUACGCCUGGUAAUCUGACCUCACUUCCUGGCAUUCCGAUGUGUCAUGAUGUGAUGAUUCA